Ctenopharyngodon idella (grass carp) is the source of this 1496-nucleotide messenger RNA. RefSeq names its product interleukin-1 receptor-like 2. The annotation marks the transcript as partial. The transcript is spliced from 3 exons. Gene Ontology annotation, biological process: signal transduction. The record is from RefSeq and is a predicted model, not a curated record. NCBI's taxonomy places the organism in Eukaryota, Metazoa, Chordata, Actinopteri, Cypriniformes, Xenocyprididae.
UUGUAUAUUAUUGAUUUUGUUCCCUCUUUUCCAGCCUGCUUCAUUCUGUUUUUCUCUCCAGCUAGUCAGAAGGAGCGUAAUUAUUGGAUCGGUCUCGGUCUGGUGGCUCUUGUCUUUUUGCUGGGUGCCGUGGCGUUUCUCUGUAGACUCGAUCUGGUUCUGGCUUACAGGCGUUUGUGUCCGUCUGCUGCCGGAUGCAGUGAUGGAAAGUCAUAUGAUGCAUAUGUGAGUUAUCUCCAUGGUGAUCAACUCAGCUCAUCUUCCGCAAAGACCUUUGCCCAGCAUUUCCUUCCUGCAGUGCUUGAAGAUCUUUAUGGUUACAAACUGUUCAUCAGUGGUCGUGAUGAUCUUCCUGGGGAAGCGGUGCAUGAAGUGGUGGCUGACAGAAUGAGCCGAAGUCGAAGGCUGAUCAUUGUUCUUACAUCACAGAGCUGUGCGGCGUCUCAGACCGACACUACCAAGAAACCCCUCGUAUCAGAGUACGGCGUGCGACUGGAAGAAUCGUCCUCGGCUUACGAGCAGCGAGUGGGUCUCUAUGACGCUCUUGUGAAGCAGGGUCUGAAAGUCAUCCUGGUGCAGGUGGAGGACGGCGUUAAAGAGGCUCUGCUGCCCGAGUCUCUGCGGUACAUCUGCCGCACCAGAGGCAUCCUGAGAUGGAGGCAGAACGGCAGUGGUCAUGCAAACAGAAGGUUCUGGAAAUACAUGCGUUACCACAUGCCUCCAGCUCAGAAGUGCUAAACGCAGCGUGAUGAACUAGUGCAGCCGCACAGUUUGUGUUUACAACAGCCAGAACUUUCUGUUCUUUUUAUUUGUUAUUGUUUUUAUUUUUCCUUGAUUUGUUAUUAAUUAUAAUUAUUAUAUUAAUUUUUCUAGAAUUUUUAUAAAGAAAAUAGUGAACUUUUAUAAGUAAAUUUUGACUACAGUUAAUUUCAGAAAAGUUAUUGUUAAUUAUUUUUACAGAAAAUAAAAAACAAUGCAAUAAAAACAUUCACUGAUUUUUUUUUUUUUUUUUUUUUUCAUGUCAUAGCCUAAUCUAAUAUGGUGCAAAUUUAAAUAAUAAUAAUUUCUCAAAAAAAAAAAAAAAAAAUUAUGAAAAUUCUUUUUUUUAUUAUUUGGUGGAAGAAUAAUUUAUAGAAAUUUUUAUUAUAAUAGUGAAAAAUGUAACUAUUGCAUGUUAUGAAAGCAAUGUGAUAUUAGUUCAGUGUUUUUUUUUUACACUAAACAUCAUGUUAUUUAUUUAACACACAUACUUAUUUACAUUUCUAAUUUACACCUAACAUAUCUGUACAUAGUAAAUUGCCUAUUUGAAUUUAUUUUAAUUUGUAUAUUGUGUCUUUGCUAUUUUGCACAUUGUCUGUAUAUUUGUAUGUUGUUCUUUUUAUUAUCUGUGUCUUGUCUUGUCGCUGUCACUCUGGUGCACUGUGGAGCUUCUGUCACUAAAACUAAUUCCUAGUAUGUUUAAAUAUACCCGGCAAUAAAGCUCUUUCUCAUUCUCA